AGUUAGUAGACUAAUAUUUUCUUUUUAUAACCUAACAACCACAACAGAUUGUGUCGACGCCUUCAACAUGUUGCCCCUGGCCUAUAACAUGCCAUACGAACAAUGUUAAAAAACCAGGUUUUAUACUAUAAUAACCAGCAAAAAAACACAUUAACUAUUCUUCUUAUUGCCCCCAAACAAACAUGUACUUUUUAUUUAUGUUUAAAAAGAAUGUUACCUACAUUCAUGUUGAUCUACUGAGUUUGCCAUAAGAUACAUGCAUGUCUGUUUGAUUCCAAAACAGAAUUUGAAAUAAAAUGUUCUGUAACUCUACUAUAUUUUUGCAUUGAAUAAUGAAAUAAAAAUGAAUUCAUUAAUUUAUUUUCCGUUUUAAAAUAGAAUAUAGUUGUAAUAAAGCUCAAAACUGUAUAAAGAUAUUAUAUUUUGAAAGAAAAAUGGAAUUAAUAUAUUGGAGAUGUGCAUCAACUAUUUUACAAAAGAAUCAUUUGCUUGGGAGAAAACAGAUUUGUAUUUUGAAUCAUUUGUCAGGGCUUUUUUUUAUGUGACAUCAACAUGUAUUCUCCCUCUUUUCCUGAUCAAAGUAAUAAAUAUGCAUUGCACGACGUGUUUAAUGCUCUGAAAUAAACAUCUUGCAUCAUUUGAAGGCCAUAUCAUUAUAAAUAUAUCACUAUCAUGUAUGCAAGAUUUUUGACAAUCUAUAAAUACUAUCAGAAUACAACAAGCUUGGAAUUAACAUUAAGUCGCUUGUUUAAGGCUCUGAAAUAAAAAAGAAUAACUUCAUAUGCGAACAAAUCACUAUAUCUUCAGUGGGUCAUUUUUUGUCUUGAUAAUUUCGAUACAACCAUCUCAAGAUAUAUGUACUCCGGUAUUUUGAAGGAUGAGUUCGGUGGAUGGUACAUGGCGCUAUCCACCACCGCUAGAUUGGUAGUUUAUAUAACGUUUUUGGGUACAAUUACACUCUCAUAGUUUUCUUUCUCUUUGGAACAACUCUCUCAUAGUUGUAAACAAUAUAUUCUAUCAUAUUCGACGUAAAGCUAUUAAUACAUUUUCUUUUGUUAUUGUGUUCUCAGGGACUAUAAUGUUCCUUAUAUUUUUGAUAUUGAAAUCUCUGAACGAUUGUGACACGGAAGAUGAUGACAUGGAGAGUUUACCAUUGGUAGCAGGACAAGAAGUAGUCACCAUCUGGACGCCGUUGGUCUACGAGCCGUCGGGGGUAACGGGGAACAAAGAUUUUGCAACGGCGUCGUUUAGCUCCGCGGAGGAUGUGGACUACUCGACAUUGUGUGUAAUAUGUUUCGAGGAACGGAGAAACUGUUUUUUCGUACCGUGCGGUCACUCUGCCACUUGUAAGGGAUGUGCGCUGAGGAUCAUGUCGGAAGAAAAUAAGGUGUGUCCGAUUUGCCGGAGGGUAAUACGCAAAUCUAAGAGAUUACCGCUGAAUCUUUGAACGUUGUUGCUAUUUCCAAGCCACCAUUUUUGUCUCAUGAUCACAAGAAAAGUUUUCAAUCAUCAUGUGUGCUCAUCAUUCACAACAUUUGUUUAGAGAAAUGAUAUGCCCAUGAGAGUUUACAUAUCAAUAAAGAAGAAGCAGAGGACAGAAGAGGGAGUGAAGAAUUGAUGAUGAUCUGGCAAUUUGGAUGAGUUUUAGCCAAUAAUAAUAUAUUGAGUCGGCUGUAAAGGAGCCUUGAGAUAUAAAAGGAACUUGUGAGUUAGUUAGGGAGGUUAUUCAUUUGGAGUGUAUGAUAGUGGCUUGAUUCUCUGGGUGUAGAGAUUCAAGAGUGGUGGUCUUCAAGCUUAUACGCUUGGGCUUGUGUUCGUGGUUUGCUAUCAAUACGAUUGGAGUGUUCUUAUCAAGGAACCAUUUGCAAUAGUAUAUAGAAUGACAGUAUUAAACCAUUUAGAUGAGAAUAUUAUAUCAUUCUUUCAGAUAACUACAUCUUGCAUCAUUUGAAGGCCAUAUCAUUAUAAUAUAUCACUAUCAUGCAUUAUAUAUGUUCGAAUACGGAUAAUAACACAAUAGCAACAGUGACACCAACCACUACACUAUCAAAUUGUUGUUUGUUUGAUCUAAGAGCGAUGAAAUUAUUAAAGUUCAUAAAACUUACUUUCACAAUGCCAAUUGACAAGUAUGAACCAUAAGGAAACUUGAAAUAAAUCUAUAACCCACACGCACAUGACACGACACUAUGAGUCAAAAAACAUAACCUACGCAACAAGCAAGAAUUACUAUUGGUCCUUGAGAUUACAUUGGUGAUGCUAAGAGGCUUUAUAGUCUUUUUCGUACUGGACUAGACGGGAAUAAGGUUUAUAUACGUUCUCAUUGUGGUCAUUCGAGCCCUCAAGUUUUCUAUUUUUUUGGAGAAAUCAUUUGGAUGGUUGUUUCUCCUGCUAGUGCUAGAUAUCAAGGACUUGUUAUAUAGCCUGAUUAAGAACCAAACUGCAAGAUAUUGUUUGUAAGAGCAUCUCUAAAAGACGCUCUAUAAACUUUAAAUAUGAAGUUUUUUGCUUUCCAAAAAUGAACUUCAAAACUUCAAAUGUUUUGAGGAGUGAAACUCUAUAUUUGAAGUUUUACUACUCAAAACUUCAAAUUUGAAGUUUCAUAUUUUUAUUUGCAUUUUUGUCCCUACAAUUACACAUCACAUUUAUGAUUCAUAAAUAUUUUCUUGUUUAUUGUUUAAUUUUUAAAAAAAUUAUAUCUCAUAAAUAUUUUAAGUUUUGUUUACAAAAUUUAAGCUUACACAUAAUAUUAAAUAAAACUUUAAAAUAAGAUUUAAAAUAUUUAAAACUAGAUUUAGAUGACAAAAGUAUACAAAAGAAACUUAACAAAAAUUUUUUUAAAAAACUACAUGAAGACAUAACUAUUAUACAAAUUUAAAUAUUAAAGAGAAUGACAGAAGUGUUGGGAGGUAACUUAUAAUUUGUCUUUGAUGAACUUUCUCUUCUUCUUUUUUUUUCCCAGCAGUUUUCUCUGUUUAUUCAGGUUUUUAUUUGAUAACAUAUAUAUAUGAGGAUUUUAGUACAUACAUUUUGUUAACCUUGUUGAGUAUUUUCUCCAUAAAAUAAAAUUUAUAAUAA
Molecule: messenger RNA, 3075 nt
Organism: Brassica rapa (field mustard)
Lineage: Eukaryota; Viridiplantae; Streptophyta; Magnoliopsida; Brassicales; Brassicaceae
Product: E3 ubiquitin-protein ligase APD2-like
Biological process (GO): cell cycle; protein ubiquitination
Molecular function (GO): ubiquitin protein ligase activity
Source: RefSeq, a predicted model, not a curated record